AUGACAGAUAAAGAUAUUCCAGAUGAAUGGGAUACAAUUUCAGAAGAUCAAAUUAAAAAUAAUUUAUUAACAUUAGAGAUUAGUAAUAAAUUAAAAGAAUUGAAAUUAUUAGAAGAAGAAUAUGAGAAAUUAGAAGAAAAAGAAAAAGAAAUUGAAAAUAAAGAAUUAAAUAAAACAGAUAACAAAAUUAAAGAAUUUAUAAAAAAUGAGAUUAAAAAAGGUGGUGAAGAAAUUAAUAAAGAGCAAGAACAAGAUGGAGAAGAAGAAGAGCCAUUAUUAUUAAUUAAUUUCACUAAAUGGUCAUAUAACAAAAUCAAGUAUAUUGGUGGUGGUAAAAUUGAAAAUCAAGAUCUAUUCGACAGAUUAUUAAAUAAAUUAAAUAGUGAAGAGCAAUUCUUUAUCACCAUGACCGACGAUUUAUUAGAGAGAGAGUUAGCAUUUCAUACGACUAAUAAACAAUGGAGAGACGAUAUCAAGCAAUUGGAACAGGCGUAUAAAGGUGAUUAUUUCUCAUUACUAUCAUAUCCUCCAAUGUUGGGUGGAUUCCUUUUGGAGAGUAUUUGGUCCAAGAUUAAAGAGAGAACCGAAUGGAAGAGUGUAAAUAUUCUGAAAUGUAUUUAUUUAGCUAAAACCAAUAGAUCAUUACUCUACAAACAUAAUAUGGCAUUGGCAAUUGAAUUCAUGGCAUUAGAACAAAAGUUAUUAGGUCCAACAGCUAAACGUUUAAAGGAUGAAGAAGAUUUAGAAUAUAAAAUUAAAUUACGUCAAUAUGAAGAAAUCAUGCAAAAACGUUAUGAAAAUGAAAUAAAUGAAGGUAUAAUUAAAAAUUUACAACAAGUUAUCUAUACAAAUGAAGGUAUUUCAAAUAAUUUAAAUAGAAUUAAUAAUAAUAAAAUUAAUGAAAUAAAUGAUGAUUAUAAUAACAAUAAUAAUGAAAAUUAUAGUGGUAGUGAUAAUGAUGAUGGUAGUUAUUGUAGUACUUGUGAUGGUAGUGGUAGUGAUUAUGAUAAUGAUGAAAAUAAUGAUGAUGAAAAUAAUGAUGAAAAUAAUAAUAAUAAUAAUAAUAAUAAUAAUAAUAAUAAUAAUAAUAAUGAUGAAGAUAGAAUGAUUGAAGAAAUUGAAGGCGAUGAUACAACAAGUACAAGUUUUCAGCAAUCUGAUGAUGAUGAAGCAGAUAAUGAAUUAGAUGAAGAAGAUAAUAGAAAAAAUAAAAAAGAGAAAUUAAUUGAAGAAAGAAAGAUAAAAGAGAUUGAAGCAGAAAGAAUUCAUAAAGAGAAUGAAAAGAGAAAAAUUGAAGCACCUCCACCACCAGUAUUAAAUAUUUUAGAUAAAAUCAUUGCAAUGAUAUUUAGUAAAUUAACGGUUGCUCAAUCAAAUAAAGAAUCUCAUUAUCAAAUGUUAAAUAGAUUAGAAUCAUCAAUUAAAGAAACUUGGAUUGAAGAAUUUGGUUGUUUACCUCCAAAUUGUUUAUGGAGAGAGGAACAAUAA
Messenger RNA from Dictyostelium discoideum AX4, 1488 nucleotides. RefSeq lists its product as hypothetical. The record is from RefSeq and is a predicted model, not a curated record. Lineage: Eukaryota; Evosea; Eumycetozoa; Dictyosteliales; Dictyosteliaceae. The transcript has a single exon. Bases 1 to 1488 code for a protein of 495 amino acids.